AAGUGCUUCGGUUAUUCUCUCUCUCUCUCUCUCUCUCUCUCAUUAUCACCCUCAUCUAUUUUAUAUUAUUGGAAAUUUCAGACUUUGAAGCUCAAGGGAUCUCUGAAACCUGCCCAUUUCUUGCAAGAUCGGAGAAGCUGUAGACUUCAUAGGCCGAGUGGAUAAUCGGUUGAGAAGAGAAAUAGAUCAGUUGCGGUAUUGAAAUGGCAUUAGUAGCUGGAAGAAGUUCUUCACUGAAUCCUAAUGCGCCUCUCUUUGUUCCUGCUGCAUUCCGUCAAGUGGAAGAUUUCUCUUCUGAGUGGUGGGAAUUAGUGAAAACCUCAGCUUGGUUUCAUGAAUACUGGUUGAGCCAACAUCCCGAGGAUGAGUUUGAUGGCAGUGCUGAUGCUGUUGAUGUUGCUGAUAUGAUUCCGGAGACUUUUGUUCAAGAUGAUGAAGUAGAGCUCGCUUACUUGGAAGUUGAGCUGGAAGAAUUGGCCUUAUCAUCUGAAGCUAAAGGAAAAACUGAUUUGGCAGAUUCUGACAAGAAAAAUGGAAGGAUGCCUACUAAUGGUCUUGAAAUGGAUGCUAGAACCAUCUUGAAGGAUCUGACAGUAACAAAAUCACCAAAAGAAAGAGGUCCCAGGUCCCCACGAGGACCUGCAAAAUACCGUGAGAAGGCAGUUCAGUAUGUGAGCCCUAAAUGCAGCCCCCGAAGGAUUCAACAACCUCGUUGAAGGAAUUAGUCAGAGAUCUUGUAUCUCUUGGAACCAGCUGCACUGACAUGGAUAGUUUAGUGUCUCCUUAAAAGGAGUUAGUGAUUGUAAAUAUCAUGGUUGCAACGUUUUCGAUGCAUAGUCUCUCAUUAAGUUAGUGUUUUGUACAUGUAAGGUUGCAGCUUUUGCCAUCUUGUUAAUCUUAUCCUUUUCCCACAAUGCUUAGUUUGAAGAUUUAAGUUUAACCCAUGCGGUUUGAACCGAACGGUCAAAACCUGAUGAGUAUUGUAUGUAUGUAUUUACUUUCUGUGCUUCCAUUUUUAAGUGGAUGAUAUUCCUAUC
Molecule: messenger RNA, 1037 nt
Organism: Ziziphus jujuba (common jujube)
Lineage: Eukaryota; Viridiplantae; Streptophyta; Magnoliopsida; Rosales; Rhamnaceae
Product: protein EARLY RESPONSIVE TO DEHYDRATION 15
Exons: 3
Coding region: 204-716 (170 amino acids)
Source: RefSeq, a predicted model, not a curated record